GUUCGGCAUUCAGCAUUCGAGUUUACUGUUUGUUUUGUUUUGUACUUCAACAUGACGACAUGACAUGACGUUCAGUACCUAGUUUUUACCUAAUUCAGUUAGUAUACGUAUUUGUACAGGUUUUUUUUUUCAAGUUAAUUUAUGACUCACAACUCGGCUCGGAAUAUAUUUAUUAUUAGUUGACAUUGGAUUUGUUGAGAGUCAAUGAACUGGUCCUCAUAAAUUUCGGUUUUUGUUUGAAACUUGUUUAAUUUUUGGAAACUGUGUUCACUAUAUAAUGUGAGAUCGAGAACGUUUGACGGCGAAACGAAAAACGAUAAAAUGAUCACGAUCGGGAGACGGUUGAUGCUCGCCGGACUGAUCGUCGUCACGUUGCAAAUUUGGAAUGUGUCGAUGGCACCGACUGAGAAAAUUACUAAAACUAUUGGUCAACUUAUGAUGUCAUCUAACAAAGUCGGUUUGGUCAACUAUUUUGAAGAAUUGAAACUUGAUAAAUUUUGCAAUUUUCCGUUACUGGAUGUCAAAAAUUUUACAAUGGUAGAAAAUGAAUUCAUUUUUCCAUGUUUUUGUACGGUAAUGUUCAAUGUUAGCAAUGAAUUUGAAUACGGUCAUAUAAAUAGCUCGGACUUAGAAGCAGCAAAAUUUGUGACCGAUAAUCACAAAGUGAAUGAUGAAAUCAUGUUUAACAUGUGGACAAACAUAACCAAAAACUCUCAAUCAAUGAAGUUAUUAAUGGAUCCGUUGAACAGUAUAAGCAAAUGGAAUAAAGUCUGUUAUAAUUUGAACAACGAAUUACAUACAUAUUGUAAAUUUUUAAAUGUAGAGGUGUUGCUGUUUUAUAAUGUUGUCUUAGAAAAAUCUACUAAAUCUAUAAAAAAAAAUAUCGACAAUCCACCAAAAGACCUAAAAGAACCAAUUGAUACUAGUGCUGUUGUUGCAGAGCUGAAAACCCCCGAAGACCAACCUCAAAUUAAAGUUAAUAAAUCUCCUGAAAAUGAGAAAAACGUAGGUGAUAUUCCAAAAAUAGCUGAAGUCAACAUUGAUAAUAAUAAUAAUAAUAAUAAUGAUGAAGAACUUCGUUCAGACGUACCAAAAGAUAUAAACUUUGAUGAAGAUGAUACUACCAUUGAAGAUGAAAAACCAGUUGAAGAAACAGAGACCCAAACUCCAAUUGAUACUAAACCUGAUUCAAAAUCUAAUGAUGAUUAUCCUAAAGAGGAUGACGGUACCAUUCACCGAUCAGAAACCAAAGAAGGUUUAUCAAGAUUAGGUCCAAAGCCUAAAUUUGCAAAUCGUGGGUUUGGCGAUACAGAAGAAUCACAUUUCCUUUUCUACUUCAGCAUAAUGACUAUCCUAUCAAUGAUAUUUUAUUUAGCUUUAUACAAUAAGAAAAAAAUAAUUGCACUUUUAAUUGAAGGGAGGCGAAGUACAAACCACAGAAGACGACCAAAUACUUCUAGUUAUUCAAAAGUAGAGACUGAUGAUGGAUCGACUGUGUUUUGAUGAAAUUUAUUACCUUUAGUGAUUUCUAUUGCGAAAACAAAAUUAGUCGUAGACUCUCAAUGUUGUGAUGUUGAGUGGUUAUUGAUUGAAGAAUUUCCUAUAACAAUAAUUGUUGAAUAUGUAAUGGGAUAUAUAUUAAUAAGUUAGAAAAAAAACUGUGAUGAAAAUAUGUAUAUAUAAAUUUUACAAAUUUUUAGGAACCUUUAGCUUUAUUUUGAUAUUAAUUUUAAACAUUACAAACUGUUGAUCUUAACUUUGUAACUGUCCAAAAAACAAGUAACAUAAAUACUUAAAUUUGUAAUAUAAACAUAGUUUUGUUUUUUUUUUUUUUUUAUUGAAAAAAAGAACAUUUUGUACACAUAAUAUACUUAAUAUAUAUCUAUAUAUAAAAGUAAAAUAAUCACCUAU
Aphis gossypii (cotton aphid) is the source of this 1911-nucleotide messenger RNA. RefSeq lists its product as uncharacterized. The transcript is spliced from 6 exons. The coding region runs from base 322 to 1503 and encodes 393 amino acids. The record is from RefSeq and is a predicted model, not a curated record. Lineage: Eukaryota; Metazoa; Arthropoda; Insecta; Hemiptera; Aphididae.